Messenger RNA from Syngnathoides biaculeatus (alligator pipefish), 4842 nucleotides. RefSeq names its product immunoglobulin superfamily, DCC subclass, member 4 (gene igdcc4). The record is from RefSeq and is a predicted model, not a curated record. Gene Ontology annotation, cellular component: plasma membrane; axon. Gene Ontology annotation, molecular function: protein binding. NCBI's taxonomy places the organism in Eukaryota, Metazoa, Chordata, Actinopteri, Syngnathiformes, Syngnathidae. The transcript has 20 exons. Bases 283 to 3873 code for a protein of 1196 amino acids. Gene Ontology annotation, biological process: cell-cell adhesion; axon guidance.
UUCAAUGCUGUUUUCCUGCUGUCAUUUUCACUCCAUUGUCCAUGUUACGUUUUUCAAAGUCAGGUUUCUAGUUUACAUUUGUUAAACUUCUACUUUGUUGUAUUGGGUGUUAUUGGUUGUUACUUUUAAGUUGUUUUCAAGAAUUAAACUUUGGGUUUUUUUUUUUGUUUUUUUUUUUGAGAUUUCUCUCCAAAUCGCCUGCGUCCCUGCUUCCCUGCAUUUGGGUCCUCCAUGCCUUGCUGUUCCUUCCUUGCCCUCACUGUGGCAGAAUCAAGAUGGUAAAUGGCUGAUAAGUCUGUUUCGGUGGAGCUGAGCUGCGGGGCCGGACCAAGCCAUGUCGUGUUGGAGCCUGGGUCCUCCCUCACGCUGGACUGCAACCUGGGGGCCCGCGACACACCGCUCAACAUCUCCUGGCUCCACGACGGCCAGCCCCUCCCUCUGGAGGCCAACGAUGCACAGCGGUACAUCGUUGACCAGUCCCUCCUCCUGCUGCUCGGGUCUGUGGAUGGAGCUCCCCCCCAGGCUCUGGAGGGAGGCUACAGCUGUGUGAGCGCCAGUGCACAUGGAGCUCUGACCAGCCGGACUGUCAAUGUGCUGCUGGCAAGUCUGUCCUCCUUCCGUCAGGAGCCUUCACCUCAGACUGUGCCUGCUGGUGGUGCGGCUCGCUUUGAGUGCCAGAUCGAUGGUGUGCCCACACCUGUAAUUACUUGGGAAAAGGACAAAGUCGCUGCCCCCAAGCACCCAAGGUUCAUUUACCUCCCUAAUGGCGUGCUCCAGAUUCUGGAGGUUACCACAGAGGAUGAGGGCGCCUACCGCUGUGUCGCAUCCAACUCUGCCGGGAGGGACAUGAGUCACGAGUCCCGGCUCACUGUGACCAAAGAUUCUGCAGAACCCCUGAACAGAGUUAUGAUCGUGGCACCGCCACAGAAUGCGACUGUGGUGCUGGGUCGUGCGGCAGUGAUGGAGUGUAUGGCCCGUGGCCAGCCCAUGCCGCUGGUGUCCUGGAGCAGACUAGACGGGAAGUCCAUUUCCACAGACGUGGUCGUCCUCGCCACUAAUCUGGUGAUCAGGGACACAAGACGCCACCACGGGGGGGUCUACGUCUGCAGGGCCAACAAGCCUCGCACCAGAGAAUUUGUCACCGCUGCUGCUGAGCUGCAUGUGUCUGCACCUCCAGUCAUUCUUCAGCCCCCGGAGACAGUGUCCCUCUCCCGGGGAAACACAGCUCGAUUCGUGUGCAACAGCUCCGGUGAGCCUGCCCCGGUGUUGCGCUGGCUGAAGAACGGCCGGCCGGUCCGUUCCUUCCGGCGCGCCAAGAUCCAAAACCCCGGCGUCCUGCUCAUCAACCAGCUGGCCCUUGAGGACGCAGGCUAUUACCAGUGCAUUGCCGACAACGCCCUGGGCAGCGCCUGCGCUACCGCCAUGCUCACGGUCAUCGUGAGAGAGGGCCUCCCCGGUCCGCCUCGACGCCUCUCCGUCACUCCUUAUUCCAGCACUACUGCUCUGCUCACGUGGGAGAAACCAGAGUACAACUCGGACCAAAUCAUCGGCUACUCAGUGCACUGCCAGCGGGCUGCAGGCUCAGACAACGUGGAGUACCAGUUUGCAAUGAAUAACGACACCACCGAGUAUCACGUGAAGGAUCUUCUCCCCCACACCGCGUACACCUUCUUUGUGGUGGCGUAUUCUCCCUUGGGAGCCAGUCACCCGUCUCUGCCCGUUACUGUCGACAUGCUCGAGGACGUUCCCAGCGCGCCUCCUCAGCUGUCAAUAGCCAGCACGUCACCGACGGACAUCAGGUUGAUGUGGCAUCCGUUGUCCUCGCAGCACAGUCGAGGGGCCGUUACCAGCUACCGUAUCGAGUACAGCUCUCUCGAUAACGCGGACACUAUUUUCUCAGUGGAGGUGGCCGGUAAUGAGACUCAGUUUACGCUCAGGGAGCUGCAGCCCAACCAGGCGUACAGAUUGAGGAUAGCAGCUGGAACAGGUGUCGGUUUCGGGGUCCCGUCCGAGUGGGCUCACCACCAGACGCUGGCCCACUACAAUCAUACCAGCCACCGCACGGUGAUGUUUGCACCCACUGAGCUGAAGGUCCGAGCUCGAGUAAGUACGCUCAACGUCACGUGGCAGCCCUCGCCCAAUCACACGGCCGUCUCCGGCUACAAGUUAUCCUGCCAAGAGGUGGACGCCGAUGGGGAGAAGACGACGCAGACUCACGUAGUUAGGCUCCGCAAGAAGGCCAGAUACCAUCUCCUCACGGGGCUUGUUCCCGACCAAAGGUAUGAAGUGAGAGUCUGGGCGUUCACCAAGCAGAUAGAUGGCUCAGCUGCAGUAUGGAAAGGAAGAACAGAAAAGGCUGAUAAAGCGUCUUUCCUGCCCAUGCGGCCGCCGCCUUUGCCACCGAGCAUCAUUGAGGCACUAGCCAAUGGCACCACGUCCAUCCGGCUCCGCUGGGAGAAACCUCGCUUCAGCACAGUGCGCAUCAUCAACUACACGGUGCGCUGCAGCCCGGCCGGAACCACCAACGCCUCGCUGGUCACGUACCACACCAGUUCCGCUCAGGAGAUCCUGAUCGGGGCGCUGAAGCCCUUCACUCGUUAUGAGCUGGCGGUGCAGUCCAAUGCCGUGGAUGCAGUGGGACCCUUCAGCGGCACCGUGGAGGAGUCCACCCUCUCUGACAGGCCGUCCUCGCCGCCACAGGAGCUCCGACUGAGCUCCAUUGACUCGUCCUCGGUGCUGGCGAGCUGGCGGCCUCCGCUGGAGCCCAACGGUGUCAUCAUGUCCUACAGGAUUUUAUAUAGCAGCAACCUGAGCCAACCCGACCACAUGUGGAGGAACCUCUCUCAGGAGGGGGGCAUCAACAAUGUUGAGGUCAAGGGACUAUCCAGUGGCACCCAUUAUUUUUUCAAGUUGUCAGCAUCUACAGAGGUGGGAGCUGGGCCUUAUUCGCUUGUGAAGGACAUCCAUACCCCUUCGGAACAAUAUGAGCUGGACAUCCAUGCAGUAACGGGCAUCAUUGUUGGAGUGUGUCUGGGUCUCAUUUGCAUCCUCCUCUGCAUGUGUUUCAGCUUCCGCAACACUAAGUCGAGGGGGGUAUCUGGUGGCUUGGACUCCUCAGCCGCGGCCACCCACUACAGGAGAGGCGGGCACCCCAGUUCCGCCCAUGCGCCGGAGUGCAGCGAUUGUCACGAGCUGGAGACACUGAUGCCCUCCACUGGCCAAGAAUCUGGCCAGUUAUCUUCAGAACCCCCCGAGGAGCAAAGCCUGACGGCCGCUUGGAACGGCUCCAUCAGUCAUAACUGGGCCAACAGAAUCACCCAGUACAGAGACACCAUCACCGAAGACUCAUCGGGAUUCACCGUUGGAAAACUCAACAUGAAAAAACAAACGGAUUUUCCGAGCGCAUCCCAGUCCAGGACCCAGGUGGAAGCCGAGGUCAUCGUCCACUCACAGCUGUCCGACCCGGCUAACGUGAAGGCUAAGGAGGAGGAGCUAAGGAGGUUGAAGGACUCUGACGCUACCCGUAGACCCUCGAUAGGCCAGACCGAGGAGAACCUUUCUGGUAAACAAACGUUGAGCCCGAGCCCGCAGAGUCUUCACCUGACAAAUCCGGAGCCCGACUGCAACAGGCAGAUAGAGGAUGGACCGACGGAGGCGGUUUGCGCCGGACCAAAGCAGGACUCGGGGCUGACCAACGGCUUCCACUCUCCGAAGACGCUGUGGCCUGUGCCCAAGUCCGGGGAAAACGGGAACGUUCGACGAUGCCCCUCAGCACAAGCAAACACCAAGUCUGGCGGGCUCACGCCGGUUCCUUUUGUCACUUCAGGCCUGGUCCACCCUACCUCAGUAGCACACAGUUACUUGUGCCCGUAGUUUCUGCAUGCCAGGCUCGGGCAAAGGGAAACAUUCUUACCGGGGACGAUUGUGUAAAUGCUCCUCAUUGUCAGAUUUCUUUUGUAUUUUGAAUCUGCGCUUUCACGAUGCAGUCUAUUUUUUGAGGGAGAGCGCUCGUUUUGGAAGGUAUGCAUUGAAACCAUACAUUCCUCUGGGCUGCGACAUGAACAGAAUUCAAGGCAGACCUCUCAAUGCCAGACCCAAGACGGGUACCAAAAUGGUAGGCACCAGUCCAGUGGGUCUAACUGAGGAUCCGUGCACAAUUGGAAGAAUGUCCAGCACCUGUGUCUCUUUUUUAGCCUCAUGCUGCCUCAGGGUCACAUCCACACAACUGGAAAAUGUGUCAAUGUAGCUCAGCUGUUCUCACACACAGAACCACAGAUGUUUGCAGUGUGGCAUUUUGUGUUGCUGUGCGAUGAUUGCGUAAAACUUGGCAUCAAAUUAGCUACUGAGAACUAGAGUGGGCUAACUCAAUUGAAGCAGUGCUUUAAAGUUUGAUGGCUGAAAUCAACUCUGGGGCAUUUAUACAGCAACGGUUACUUCAUCCGGAUAUUUGUCAUCCCUUCAGAGUACUGUUUAUUCCAAAUAUCCACUAAACCUAUCAUCAAAGAUGUUAAAAAUUCACUCAUACUUCAACAUGCAGAUGCACUGGCGCCCAAGCUAAAGCAGUAUUAUUUUCUGAAUCUUCUAUAAAUCUGUGCAACUCUCAUUCUGUGAUAUGUUUGCAGAAGUUGGAGAUUGGAAGUGGUAGCUGGCCAGUAUUCAUCUGAAAAUAUAUGCCUUUUUUGUCUGUGCUCAAAAAUGAUUCCAACGGAAUUAGCCUAUUCUAGGUUUCACUGGCCUGAAUGCAAACAAGUAAAAAAUUAGUUGUGCAUCACAGCAUCGGAUCCCAAUACUCCUAAACAGCUUAGCCAAGUUUUUUAUUUACAAUUUUAUUUUCCAACACGU